AUGAAGAUCGUUGCCAUCCUCGGUGGAAGCUACGGCGAGGCCCGCGAUGCCACUAUCCUCGCCAGGGCCUCCCCCACGGCUGGCGCGUCGUUCUCGUCGACUGCGACUCGCACAUCAACCAUAUUUUGUUCUCCCCCGCUCAUCUACACCCUCGGCUCGCACCUCCCCUCUCCCAUCAACCUCUGGAAGCCUGCCACGGAGGAUACGGAGAAGGCGGAGGUUCUCGACGUAGCGCGCGGCACGAAGGAGGGCGGGGUCGCGUUCCUCAAGCAGUUCCAAUGCCGCUCGCGCGCGGCUUCCAUCCUGGUCGUCGGUGCGGGUGCCCUUGUUAUUCAAUUUGUCUCGGAUUUUACGGAGAUCUAUCCAGCUGCAAAUGUCGCCUUGCUACACUCUCGUCAUCGCCUCCUGCCGAGGUUCGACGAGGCGAUGCACAGCGAGACUCUGAACGAUUGCACCAUUCUCGGCGAACGCCUCUACCUCGCCUCACUCGCCGACAACAAGCACUGCAACGGCGAGCGCGUCGUCCGCACACGGCAGGCGCGAAGUACAGGGGGAGCUGGUGGUAUGCGCCCUCGCCGCUCCUCCCCGGCGCCUUUCCUCACUCUGUCGUCGCCGAUGGCCCCGACAAGGACCUCGCACGCGUCCGGCGCACGCUCCAGACCGUGGAGCCCGCCCAUGGGUCCGAAUUCCCGACCGCCCUCCAUGCGCUCCCUCGCGACGGCCUCCAUCUCUGCCGGACCCUCGUCGACAGAGCUCUCCCCCAUCGACGUCCGCUCAAACGACGCGUCCGAGCCUGCGACCUCCGACAACGCCUCCUCGUCCUCGUCACAGGUACAGCUCGAGGCCAUCGAGGACGCGAGGACGCGCGUCGCGGCGGCGCACAUCUUUGCGAUCGGGGACGCGGCAGACGCGUUCGGCGUGGUGAACGUGGGGCACAAUGCGUUCUUCCAGGGCGAAGUUGCGGCGUGGAACGUCAUCCGGCUGAUCAAGCGGGCUGAGCGCGAGGAGAGGGCCGAGGCAGAGGUUGCGUCGAGGGAGGUUGUCGAGUCGGUCGGGCAGGACUGGGAGGGUGAGAAGGAGGAGGCCGAGGCGCAUGAGGAGAAGACGGAGAAGUACACCCCAGGCGCGCAGGCGAUCAAGGUGUCCCUCAGUCUGAAGAAGUCAGUCUACCAGUGUCAGGGCAUCAUCGGCACGCGCGAUCAGGAACAGGCCGGCGUCGACAUCCACAUGAUGUGGCGCUACUUCGGGUAUGAGGGGAUCUCGACGCGGACCGUCCGGACGAGGAGAUCCCGGGCGCCGUACCGCGACCGCUCCAAAGCUGUAGAAUCGACGUCAUUCACUGUUUCUUCAGGGGAUGUCGGAAGUGGCGUUACUACCACGUUGAAGUACUGA
This is a messenger RNA of Epithele typhae, 1392 nucleotides long. RefSeq lists its product as uncharacterized. Gene Ontology annotation, cellular component: cytoplasm. The record is from RefSeq and is a predicted model, not a curated record. NCBI's taxonomy places the organism in Eukaryota, Fungi, Basidiomycota, Agaricomycetes, Polyporales, Epitheliaceae. The transcript has 8 exons. Bases 1 to 1392 code for a protein of 463 amino acids. Gene Ontology annotation, molecular function: flavin adenine dinucleotide binding; electron-transferring-flavoprotein dehydrogenase activity.